Drosophila teissieri is the source of this 587-nucleotide messenger RNA. RefSeq names its product ATP synthase-coupling factor 6, mitochondrial (gene ATPsynCF6L). Gene Ontology annotation, biological process: proton motive force-driven ATP synthesis. Gene Ontology annotation, molecular function: proton transmembrane transporter activity. Bases 47 to 493 code for a protein of 148 amino acids. NCBI's taxonomy places the organism in Eukaryota, Metazoa, Arthropoda, Insecta, Diptera, Drosophilidae. The transcript is spliced from 2 exons. The record is from RefSeq and is a predicted model, not a curated record.
AAUCAUAACAAACAGUAUUGAGUGAGCAGUGGGCAAAACAAACACAAUGAUGUUCUCUCGUAUCCUGAAACCAAGCCUAGUUUUAUGUAGAAGUGUAAGCACUAGCGCACGCCUUCGUUACAAGGAUCCCGUUUACCAGAUUUUCCUGGACAAGGUGCGUGAGUAUCGCCUGAAGAGUCCCAAGGGAAAGCCCAUAGAUCCUGGCCCGGAAUACGAUGCGGAACUGAAGGAAGCCCUUGAGCGACUGGCUCUUCAAUACGGCGGCGGUGAGGGCGUGGAUAUGACGAAGUUUCCGAAAUUCAAGUUGCCCGACAUAGAUAUUGAUCCUAUUUCCGUUCAAGAUCUACCUGAGAACAAACCGAAGCCGGAAAAGGAGAGUAAAGAUAAAGAAGUAAAGGCCAAAGAUAAGGGCGGUGAUAAAAAAGUGAAAGGCAAGGAUGACAAGAAAGCUAACGAAACAAAGGGCAAGGAUGAAAAGGACAAGAAAAAGUAGAUCCUAACUAAAAUAAUCGUCUUGAAUCUUUAUAAAAGUCUUGCUUAAUUUGUAACAUUUUUGCAUUAAAUUAAAAAUCUUAAAUGUUAAAUUA